GUCAGGGGCCACACUGCUUGCGAGGUGCUUUCAAGGAGGAGGAUGAUGACCAUGAACGGCAAGCAGCAUUUCUCCGUGCACCCGGCUCUGCACGAGCCCAAGUAUCCCGGCCUGCACUCAGGCUCGGAGGGCAUGCGCAGAGUCUGUCUGCCCGCCCCGCAGCUGCAGGGCAAUAUAUUCGGAGGCUUUGAUGAGAGCCUGCUGGCACGGGCAGAGGCUCUGGCGGCUGCUGACAGCAUUGUCUCUCACGGCAAGAGUCACCCGUUCAAACCAGACGUGACUUACCAUACCAUGAGCAGUGUCCCCUGCACCUCAGCCUCCUCUUCUUCCUCCACCACCGUGCCCAUCUCCCACGUCCCCUCCACCAUCGCCUCGCACCACCACCACCACCACCACCACCACCACCUCGGACAGACCCUGGAGGCCGGGGACCUCCUUGAUCACCUCUCCAGCAGCCUGGCCGUGAGCGGGAUGGGUGCUCCGGAGCCUCCAGGGAUGACCGCGCCAGCGCACCACCACCAGCACCCCCACCACCACCUGCAGACCAUGGGGCAGCUGCACCAGGCGAUGGCUACCAUGGCCCACCCGCACUCCCUGUCAGUGCACGGCGGCAUGGCGUGCGUCAGCGACGUGGAGUCGGAUCCCAGGGAGCUGGAAGCCUUCGCCGAGCGGUUCAAGCAGAGGAGGAUCAAGCUCGGGGUGACCCAGGCGGACGUCGGCUCGGCGCUGGCCAACCUCAAGAUCCCCGGAGUGGGGUCCUUGAGCCAGAGCACCAUCUGCAGGUUCGAGUCCCUCACCUUGUCCCACAACAACAUGAUAGCGCUCAAGCCGGUCCUCCAGGCCUGGCUGGAGGAAGCCGAGGCUGCGUACCGGGAGAAAAGCAGCAAGCCGGACCCUUUCAACGGGAACGAGAGGAAAAGAAAGCGCACGUCCAUCGCCGCGCCGGAGAAACGCUCUCUGGAGGCGUACUUCGCCAUCCAGCCGCGGCCCUCCUCGGAAAAAAUCGCGGCCAUCGCCGAAAAACUGGACCUGAAAAAGAACGUGGUUCGAGUGUGGUUCUGCAACCAGCGGCAAAAACAGAAACGAAUGAAGUACUCUGCGGUGCACUGA
Xiphias gladius (swordfish) is the source of this 1110-nucleotide messenger RNA. It is a transcript of the gene pou4f3, whose product is annotated as POU class 4 homeobox 3. The coding region runs from base 43 to 1110 and encodes 355 amino acids. Gene Ontology annotation, molecular function: DNA-binding transcription factor activity, RNA polymerase II-specific; RNA polymerase II cis-regulatory region sequence-specific DNA binding. The transcript is spliced from 2 exons. Lineage: Eukaryota; Metazoa; Chordata; Actinopteri; Istiophoriformes; Xiphiidae. The record is from RefSeq and is a predicted model, not a curated record. Gene Ontology annotation, biological process: regulation of transcription by RNA polymerase II.